Molecule: messenger RNA, 1601 nt
Organism: Talaromyces proteolyticus
Lineage: Eukaryota; Fungi; Ascomycota; Eurotiomycetes; Eurotiales; Trichocomaceae
Product: putative geranylgeranyl transferase beta subunit
Exons: 5
Coding region: 257-1504 (415 amino acids)
Biological process (GO): protein geranylgeranylation
Cellular component (GO): CAAX-protein geranylgeranyltransferase complex
Molecular function (GO): CAAX-protein geranylgeranyltransferase activity
Source: RefSeq, a predicted model, not a curated record
GAUUCUUUGUGUAGAUGCACCAAGACCAAAUAUCGAUUCUCGACUAUUACAACAGAUAUGCAGAUAGCAUACAUAAAUUACAUGCUCGCCGCUAAAACAUCAGUCUAUAGUUGACCGAUCGACUUCGGAAAUCAAAUCGGGCUCUUCAAUAACCCACACUUGCACCCUCAACCCACUUGUCCCAUUGCUAGCAAACUUCAAACAAAAAAGGCAAAUUAUCUCCAACCCUACCGGGGUUGUGCCCUACCACCUGGCCAUGGCAGCAGCGGAGUUCAAUAAGGAACGCCAUAUCAAGUACUUCUUGCGUUGUCUCAAAACUCUGCUGCCAUAUCAGUACACAUCCGGCGACUCGGGCCGUAUCCUGCUGUCAUUUUUCGUCAUUGCCGGACUUGAUCUACUCGGCGCUCUAGAGAGCAGAACUACAGCGCAGGAGCGGCAGGGGUAUAUCAAUUGGCUGUAUCAUUGCCAGCACCCUUCCGGUGGAUUCCGGGGCUUCACGGGCACCAAUUUCGGGGACGAGAAACGUAGCCUCGACAAUGAAGCUUGGGACCCGGCGACUCUGCCGUCUACUUUCUUAGCACUGGAAACGCUACUGAUUCUGGGCGAUGAUCUGUCGCGUGUGAAGCGGGCAGAAUGUUUGGAAUGGCUGAGGAAGCUGCAACGCAAGAACGGCAGUUUUGGGGAGACGCUCGGUGUGGCUGAUGAGAUUGAGGGAGGAAAUGAUUUGAGGUUCUGUUACUGUGCAGCUGGUAUCAGAUAUUUGCUUCGUGGUCCGCAUAAGAGGGAUAUGCAGGAUGUGAAGGAUAUUGAUGUCCUGAAACUAAUUUAUUUUAUACAGUCCUGUCAGGCAUACGAAGGAGGGUUGGCUGAAUCGCCUUUUUGUGAGGCGCAUGCGGGUCAUACCUACUGUGGAAUAGGAGCUCUGUCCUUUUUGAAGAGGGCGGGUGAAACUGAGGAAGACAUUGGCAUCUUAUCCCUGCAAAGCGAUCAAUUCAACUCGCUCCUCAAAUGGCUUGUUUCGAGACAGACAACCGAACUUGAAGAACCCGAGGAGUCGGAUGAAGAGGAACAGCCUAGUUCUGAACCUCCAGACUCGUCGACUGGCCCCAUUCUAGACAUAUCGAAUGGAGUUUCAAGUUUGCCAGAUUUGGUACCACCAAACGCCGAAGCUCUGGCAUGGGCAGGCUUCAGUGGCCGAUGUAACAAACUUGCAGAUACUUGCUAUUGUUUCUGGGUAACAGGAGCGUUGGAUAUAGUAGAACGAAUCGCUCUCGUCGGUUCGUCCAGUCUUCGUCGAUAUCUUCUAGAGAAAACGCAGCAUGUCAUCGGAGGAUUUGGAAAAACCGUGGGCGAGACUCCUGAUAUAUAUCAUGCCUACCUCGGCAUGGUCAGUCUCGCCUUGAUUAAUGAACCGGGGCUCGAAGCAGCGGACGCAACUCUGUGCGCUGCGGCAAGACUCUCGCAGAGACUGGAGGCUUUGCCAUGGUGGCAGGCACGUAGAUAGAAGAUAAACAUACAACAUGCAACAUUGAAAGGAAGAGUAUUCAUACACAUUAAUUAAUAUAAAAGGCUUGAAGAUGCUAUAUAUAAUAAUGCAAAUG